This is a messenger RNA of Diabrotica virgifera virgifera (western corn rootworm), 1161 nucleotides long. RefSeq lists its product as uncharacterized. The record is from RefSeq and is a predicted model, not a curated record. The coding region runs from base 1 to 1161 and encodes 386 amino acids. NCBI's taxonomy places the organism in Eukaryota, Metazoa, Arthropoda, Insecta, Coleoptera, Chrysomelidae. The transcript has 3 exons.
AUGGGGUCGAUUGAUGACGAUAUUAUCUUAGCAGCUGCAUCAUUUAUUAUUUUGGGUAAAAAAAAGAAACGAAAACAUAAAUAUUGGGUACGACCAAGCCUCAUAGGAAGAAACACACAUGGAGGAAUUGAGUUAAUAAAUGCUUUGAGAAAAGAUGAUUUGUUAGCAGGACGUAUUGAAGACGGACAAAUAAGAAACUUUCUCCGUAUGACUGAUUCCGAUUUUGAGUGGUUGCUCAAUCUUGUUGGACCAAAAAUUACAAAAAAUGACACUAAUUUUAGAAAAGCCAUCACACCUACCGAACGCCUACUAAUUACUUUAAGAUUUUUGGCUACCGGAGAUUCCUACACUUCAUUAAUGCAUUUAUUUAGGAUUUCAAAGCAAGCGAUUUCAAAAAUUGUACCAGAAGUAUCUAUAGCAAUAUGUGAAGUUCUUGGCGAUCAAAUACGAAUGCCUGGAACUGCUGAAGAGUGGAAAGUAGUGGCAACACAGUUUAAUAAUCUAUGGAAUUUUCCACAAUGUACAGGAGUUAUGGACGGAAAACAUAUUAUGAUUCAAUCACCAGAACACAGUGGAAGCGAUUACUUUAAUUACAAAUCGUUUUUUAGCAUUAUGCUUUUUAUUGUUGCUAAUGCAAAUUACGAAGUGUUGUAUAUGAAUUUUGGCUGCCAGGGACGCAUAUCGGAUGGUGGUGUUUACGAAAAUACCCAGUUCAAAAGAAUGUUGUCCGAAUGUAAAUUUAAUCUACCUAAUAAUGAAAAGCUUCCUGGUAGAGCCAUGGCUGUUCCUUAUGUUUUUCUGGGUGACGAUGCUUUUCCAUUGUCACCAAAUUUGAUGAAACCUUAUCCAGGUACCCAAGAAAAAGGAUCACAGGGAAGAAUAUUUAAUUAUAGACUAUCAAGAGCGCGAAUGGUAUCAGAGAAUGUGAAAAAAAAAUCAAGGACCACCUACACUCCACCUGGAACUUUCGAUUCUGAAGACAAAGACAGUGGUAAUAUUAUUUCUGGAGCUUGGAGGAACGAGAUGCAAAACAAUAUGCCAUUCCAUAGUUUCGAUAAGAGAGCUCGGAAAUCAAGUAGUGCUGCGAAAGAUGUGAGACAAGAAUUUGCAGAGUUUUUUAUGACCGAACAAGGGAACAUUCCUUGGCAAAAUGACUAUUAA